Corylus avellana is the source of this 4332-nucleotide messenger RNA. The record is from RefSeq and is a predicted model, not a curated record. Lineage: Eukaryota; Viridiplantae; Streptophyta; Magnoliopsida; Fagales; Betulaceae.
CUGCUUUCGGCGAUUCUUCGAUGCAAUUCAUGACCAAAAUGACUUGGGCAGGAAGUUGCCAAGGAAGUCUCUCAACAUUUCUUUUAAAGCCUCUGAUCAACACGCUUUCUCUUGAUCAUUUCUUCCAUGGCUGUCCAAGCAACUUCUUCCUCUUCCUCUUCUUCUUCUCUCAGCCGUCAAUGGGGUUACGAUGUGUUCUUGAGCUUCAGAGGCACAGAUACUCGCAACACAGUUACUGCCCGUCUACACAAGGCUUUGACUCAGAAGGGAAUCAACACCUACAUAGACGACGACAACCUUAGAAGAGGAGACGAAAUUUCAGCAGCACUUCUGGAAGCCAUUGACGAGUCAAGGAUUUCAAUCGUUGUACUCUCUGAAAACUAUGCGUCAUCGUCAUGGUGCUUGGACGAGCUGGUUAGGAUCGUCGAGUGUAAGAAAUCAAAGCAACAGAUCGUUCUGCCGGUGUUUUACAAGGUAAAUCCGUCGGUAGUACGGGAUCAAAGCGAGAGUUAUGGAAAAGCAUUGGCUAAACUUGAAGAAAGGGUCAAGGAUGACAGGUUGCAGAGGUGGAAGGCAGCCCUAAAAGAAGUGGCCGAUUCGUCCGAAUGGCGUUUAAGGAAGAAAGGGAGUGAAUCAGAAUUUAUCAAGAAAAUUGUUCAAUGGGUCUCAAGAGUUGUAAAUCGUACAUACUUAAAUGUUGCUAUGCAUCCGGUUGGAGUAGAUACCCAUGUACAAGAGAUCAACUCACAUUUAAGUAUUGGGAUGAACGACACACGAAUGAUAGGGAUCUUUGGACCUGGUGGAAUUGGGAAGACGACUAUUGCCAAAGCGAUCUAUAACUUGAUUGCUUAUCAAUUUGAAGGUAGCUGUUUUCUUACAAACACUAGAGAAACAUCAAAGCAAGACCUUGGCUUGGUCCAAUUGCAAAAGACACUUCUUCGUGAGAUCCUUGGAAAAGUUGGAAGUUUGAAGUUUGAUGAAGUUGAUCAAGGAAUCAAUGUGAUGAAAAAGAGACUUCGCUCUAAAAAGGUUCUUUUAAUUCUUGACGAUGUAGAUCAGUUGGUCCAAUUAGAAACAUUGGCAGGAAAACAUGAUUGGUUUGGUUUAGGAAGUAGAAUCAUCAUAACAACAAGAGAUAGAAAUUUACUAACUAAACAUGAAGUUAAUUUAAUGUACAAGGUGGAGGAAUUGGAUCACAACAAAGCUCUUCAACUCUUUAGCUUGCAUGCCUUCAAAAAAGACAGGCCUGAGGAUGACUACUUGGAACUUACUGAACAUGUAAUACAGUAUACUGGGGGCCUUCCACUAGCUUUGACAGUGUUGGGUACAGAUCUACAUGGUAGAAGUGUACAACAAUGGAAAAGUGCAUUGGAUAAGUAUAAGAGAAUUCCUAACAAAACUAUACAAGAAAAACUUAGAAUAAGUUAUGAUGGAUUGGGUGACACCGAGAAGAAUAUUUUUCUUGACAUUGCAUGUUUCUUCAAUGGACAGGAUGCAGAUUAUGUUAUUAAAAUACUAGAUAAUUGCAAUUUCUUUCCAAAUAGUGGUAUCAAAGUGCUUAUGGAUAAGUCUCUCAUAACUAUCGAUGAGUUUAACAGAUUGAUGAUGCAUAAUUUAUUGCAAGAAAUGGGUAGAGAAAUUGUUCGACUAGAAUCGCCCAAAGAACUUGGCCAGCGUAGUAGAUUGUGGUUUCAUGAAGACAUUCGUCAUGUACUAGAAGAAAAUACGGGAACAAACAAAAUUCAAGGCAUAUUGGUAGAUUUGCUUGAACAAGACCCCAUAUGUCUGAGUCCUGAAGCCUUUGAGAAGAUGAAAAAGCUCAGAAUAUUUAUAAACCAUAAUGCAUGCUUUUCAGAAGAGCCUAGUUUUCUCUCUAAUGAGUUAAGAUUACUUGAUUGGCCUGACUAUACCGUGGAAUCUUUACCACCCAAUUUUCAAGGAGAGAACCUUGUUGUUUUUAGAAUGCGUAAUAGCUGCCUUCAGGGAGUAAAGGGAUUCCAGAAUUUUCAAAACUUGACAAUUUUGGAAUUUUCUAAUUGUAAAUUCCUAAGAAAAAUCCCAGAUGUUUCAGGGAUCCCAAAUUUAAAGGAAGUGACUCUUGAUGGCUGUACAAAUUUAGUUGAGCUUCAUCAUUUUGUUGGAUUCCUUGAUAAACUCCUUGAUUUGAGUCUUCAAGAAUGCUCUAACCUUAGAAGUUCUCUGAGAAGCUUCAAGCUGAGAUCUCCUGAAUAUCUUAGCCUUGAAAACUGCUCAAGGCUUAAGAACUUUCCUCCAAUUGAGUCUCUAAUGGAAUGUGUAAGAAGCCUUGACUUACAAUACAUUGGUAUAGAAGAAUUGCCUUCGCCUAUUGGGUACCUCAUUGGGCUUAAGGGAGACCAUCCAUUUGGCAUUACACUUUGGGAAAAUAAGAUUCCAAAUCAGUUUAGCCAUCAUAAAGGGGCUUCAAAUGGUAACUCAUGUGAAAUAAAUAUUGAUGAAGCUUGUGAAAUAGAGAUUAAUGAGCGUGCAUAUAUGGAUGGAGAGAUGAGAGGGAUUGCUUUCAAUGCUGUUUUUGGAAUAAUGGAUGGACAUAUGAAAGAUUCUUUUGAUUUUUUUGCUGAUGUCAGCAAUGAUGGUUCAGAUAAUGUUUGGUUGCACUACCAUGUUCGAGAAUCUUUUAAGCUAAAGGGAGAUGAUUUGCAAGUUUGUUUUGGAUUUGAGUCAGAUUCAGUGUCCCUCAAGAAUCGUAGAGUCUGUAUGGUACGUAGGCAUGAAGAGAAAGCAACAGAUCGUAUGUUGAAUCCUCAAGAUCUAGGUGUGCUUCAUGAGGAUGUUGAUGUCCAUUUGGGUGUACCUGAUGAAGAUAUUGAAAAUUCGAUAGAUAUGAUGGAUGGUAUUCAACUUACUAAGAGAGGCCGUGAUGAUGAUGAUUAUGCCAACUUGGAAUCCAAUUGGCAUCCACAACAGAAGAGACGUUCAUCAACUUUGGACAUCAAAAUUUCUGAUGAGAGGAUAUGCCACUUGGUGAAUCACAGCUACAGCAAUCAAAUCACCCUUGGCACUUGCUAGAUGCUUCGAGGAUUUGUCUAGAAACCUUGAGGACCUUGUUCAUUUCUUUAUGUACACGCUUUAUACUUAGACUGCAAGCUGGAUUGCUCCCCUAGUGAUCAAUUUUUCUGAUUUUCUUUUUAUGUUCUCUUUUUCAUUCUCCCCUUCUUAAUCGCUCUCUUAUAUACUUCCUGUGUACUUGGGUUGAGCCCCUCUGCGCUCUUUAAUGCAUCUUUACUUAUCAAAAAAAAAAAAAAAUCACCCUUGGCACUUAAACCAGCUAGCUUCUUUUCACUUUUUUCUAUAAGGAUCCCUAUACUUGUUAAUUUUGUUAUGGGUGAAUUGCUCAAUGCGGUGGAUUCAAAGGGCUGUUUGCAGCAUUUGGGUCUUACCUGAAAGAAAAUAGAGUGACUUUGAAUUUUGGCUGAAUAAUACCUCUGUUGUAUUCCUUUCUUUUUAAGGAGAUUACUAAGUACAUGAUAAAUACACAAAGUGCAAAAGAUAACAACUCCAGCUAUUUACAGUUACAAUCUGAUGGCAAAGGUAAAAGUUCCAAAACUGUCAUGAUAAUUUACAGACUCUAGAAGUAAUCACUCCAGAUGAAUCUUCAUCUCUACUCUCUUUAUCGUCUGCAGGAAUAUCCUUUGGAACAGUUGCUACCUCAUUGGAAUUGAUAGACUUUGGAGAGAGUAAUGAGAUAAGCUGCACUGGUAUUGCUGCUGUCAAGUUCUUAUCAAGCUGAUGUGGAGCUGAUGGUGCUGUUGCUGACUGAGUAGUUACAUUAACAUUACCAGCCCACUUUUGAUGCUUCUAAUGGUAAGGCCUUACAGUUCUGUAAUGACACCAAGAUCCAGCCUUUGCCUGCUGAUUUGUCCACUUAAUUAUGGAUCAGGCCGUCCCUAGUCCGGAAACAAAUCUGCCAUUUUUCAAGUUUUUGGUGCGAUUAACAAAUGUGGUUCAAUACCAGAAUGUGCCAGACAUAUUCAGUAUUUGACUAUGAAUGAGUUUGUGCAAGACCAGCCAAUUAGCUAUUUGAGACAGAACCACUAGCUUGAGUUAUAACAACUGUAAGUGCUUCAGUAGGGCUUAUCAUUGAACUACCCAUAUAGACUUCAAUUUCAUAAUUGAGCUGUUGCUUUCUUUCAUCAGUUUUGUUACAUGUUAGUUUUGUGUGGCAGUGGCUCCAAGGGAAAGGGGAGGAGGAGACACAUUGCUUUAUUUUUAUGGUCUUGUUAGAGCUUGUACAGUUUUUUGCUUUGUGAUUCUCAUGGGACAAAUUCAUCACCAAUGCUUAAUAAUACUGGA